Messenger RNA from Phyllostomus discolor (pale spear-nosed bat), 1674 nucleotides. RefSeq names its product proline rich 7, synaptic (gene PRR7). Lineage: Eukaryota; Metazoa; Chordata; Mammalia; Chiroptera; Phyllostomidae. The coding region runs from base 700 to 1509 and encodes 269 amino acids. The transcript is spliced from 3 exons. The record is from RefSeq and is a predicted model, not a curated record.
GCACGGGGGUCUGGAGUUCAGCUGCUUGGCGGAGCAUCCGUGUGCUCGGCCGAUUGUGUACACUGGGUUUGCCUGAGUGUGCCUAGCCCAGACAGUCUAUUGCCAGAAAGGGUGAGGCGUGCCGAGCGCAUUCCCUGUGCAAAGGGAACCCGGCGCGGCAGGUGGGUGUGGGUCCUCUGUCUUUGGCUCACGGAACUGUCUCCUCCGCUGCGAGGCGCGGGGGGCUGGGGCCCUCUGCUGGCGGCCGCGCGCGCGCACGCCGGGCUCAGGACGCGCCGUGAACGCGCCCGUGCGCGCGCCCUGGUGGCUCCAGCCCCUCGUUCCGAGCCGCCUUCGCUGCCACAGUCAGCUCCCCGGGGCAACCUUCACCUGCCCCGGCCUGGGGCUCUGUCCGAGGGCCCCGCGCCACUCUCCCGGAGCCAGGAGGACGAGCUGGAGGAGGAUGCCUGGGCCCGUCCUGCGCGGUCCCGGGUGAGGCCCGCCCGCGCGCCCGCCGGCGCCAUGGAAAAGAGCGGGCACCGUUGCUGUUGCUGUCCCCCGCCGGUGCGCGCACGACUUGAGCCCCGCAGCGGGCAGCCCCCGGCCGCAGGUCCCCAAGUGAUGUUGGCGGUGCCUGGGAGCGUGGCGCGGGCCUGGGGCCACGUGGAGGAGCCCAGUGUCCAGUGAAGCAGCCGAGGACCCGCCGCCCGCGCCGCCGCCAUGGUUAUGUCCCAGGGUACCUACACGUUCCUAACGUGCUUCGCUGGUUUCUGGCUCAUCUGGGGGCUCAUCGUCUUACUGUGCUGCUUCUGCAGCUUCCUGCGCCGCCGCCUCAAACGGCGCCAGGAGGAGCGACUCCGUGAGCAGAAUCUACGCGCCCUGGAGCUGGAGCCCCUCGAGCUCGAGGGCAGCCUGGCUGGAAGCCCCCCAGGCCUCGCGCCGCCGCCACCACCUCACCGCGGCCGCCUUGAAGCGCCAGCGCACGCGCACCAGCAUGUGCACGUGCACCCGAUGCUGCAUCACGGGCCCGCGCAGCCACACCCGCAUCCCCACGCACACCAUCACGCGCUGCCGCACCCGCCGCCGCCGCACCUCUCCGUGCCGCCGCGUCCCUGGAGCUACCCGCGCCAAGCGGAAUCGGACAUGUCCAAGCCACCCUGCUACGAAGAGGCAGUGCUGAUGGCUGAGCCGCCACCGCCCUACAGCGAGGUGCUCACGGACACGCGCGGCCUCUAUCGCAAGAUCGUCACGCCCUUUCUGAGCCGCCGCGACAGCGCGGAGAAACAGGAGCAGCCGCCGCCCAGCUAUAAGCCGCUCUACCUGGACCGAGGCUACACGUCGGCGCUGCACCUGCCCAGCGCCCCGCGGCCCGCAGCGCCCUGCCCUGCACUCUGCCUGCAGGCGGACCGCGGCCGCCGGGUCUUCCCCAGCUGGACCGACUCGGAGCUCAGCAGCCGCGAGCCGCUGGAACACGGGGCUUGGCGCCUGCCGGUCUCCAUCCCCUUGUUCGGGAGGACUACAGCCGUAUAGAGGGGCACCCGGCGACUCGGGCCCCACUAGCGGACUCCUGGCCUGACUGCGGGGCCUUUUAAAUGCUUCCCUUGGACUGCGGGGGGGUGGAGGGUGGGAGGGAUUUCUUACCCCGUUUGUUACACUUUGAGGAUAAUAAAGGUGUGUGAUUCGGUUUGGUAACAA